AGGAGCCGCUCAGACAUGGAAGGAGCAACCAAGAUGACGACCGUACUUGCAUCUUUGGCUAUUUUUACUUCCGUCUUGAUGCCUGUUGUACACAGUGCGAGUGAGGCUGUUGCAUGGUGUUAUCAUGAACAUUCAUGCAAUGAUACUGUUUGGGUCACUGUGCCAUAUGGUGUAUGCAAUGGGACACGGCAGUCACCCAUAGACAUCAUCACAGCAAGUGUACAGGGAGAUGCCAGCUUAACUGCCUUCACCUUCAAUGGCUUCAGCAACAAUACAGCUCUGAAGAAAAUUUCUAACACUGGGGAUACAGUGAAGGUGGAGAUUAGCUCUGGGCUUGUGUCAGUUGCUGGUGGGGGACUGCCCACUUCCUAUGAUAGCCUGCAGUUCCAUCUGCAUUGGGGUAACACCAGCAGCACUGAUGGUUCUGAGCAUACUGUGGAUGGAAAGGGUUACCCCAUGGAGCUGCAUAUAGUAAACAUCAAGUCUGAAUUCAACGGCAACACAACCCUUGCAGUGAAAGACCCCGAGGGACUCGCAGCUCUUGGCUUCUUUAUUGAGGCAAGUAAUGACAUUGGGCUGCCUGAAAGCUGGAAGAGUCUGACCAGCUACCUGAAAAACAUCACAAAUAAAGGUGACCAAGCAUAUCUCCAGCACCAUAUCUCACUUGAUGAUCUUCUGGUUGGAGUGGACCGUACCAAAUACUAUCGCUAUCUGGGCUCCCUGACCACUCCUUUAUGUCAAGAGGCUGUGGUAUGGACUGUUUUCAAGGAUCCAAUUAAAGUCAGCAAAGACCUGAUUGAUCUCUUCUCUACGACUGUCUACUUCAAUACCUCCUCUGAAUCUCCUCUGAUGACCAACGUGUACCGUAGCAUCCAACCUCUGAACGGCAGAGUGGUGAAGACUCAGGCAACUGCCUCCACUUCUGCUGGCUCAAACAAUUCACACACACUUGGCCUCCUCUGCUUUGCACUGCUCCCCCUGUUCUGGAGAGAAUAGAUGGAUACAAGUCUGUCAGAGCAUUUCCAUGUCAUUAUACGCUUAUUAUGUAAAUUGUACAUUUUAUGCACAAAUGUCUUCCUUUCUCUAUUAAACCCUUGGGUCACUGGAAAAUAACUAUAUGCAUUACGUUUUACUGGAAAGUACUGGAGAAAGUACUUUUUUAUUUUGUCAAGCCAUGAGCUCAUGAAAUUUUAUUAGAACAAAGAGCUCUGAAAUUUGGGUAUUUAUGAAAUAUGCAAUUCAUUUGA
Megalops cyprinoides (Indo-Pacific tarpon) is the source of this 1247-nucleotide messenger RNA. RefSeq names its product carbonic anhydrase XVb (gene ca15b). Gene Ontology annotation, cellular component: plasma membrane. NCBI's taxonomy places the organism in Eukaryota, Metazoa, Chordata, Actinopteri, Elopiformes, Megalopidae. The record is from RefSeq and is a predicted model, not a curated record. The coding region runs from base 16 to 996 and encodes 326 amino acids. The transcript has 9 exons. Gene Ontology annotation, molecular function: carbonate dehydratase activity; zinc ion binding.